Molecule: messenger RNA, 1877 nt
Organism: Chionomys nivalis (European snow vole)
Lineage: Eukaryota; Metazoa; Chordata; Mammalia; Rodentia; Cricetidae
Gene: Barhl2
Product: BarH like homeobox 2
Exons: 3
Coding region: 437-1585 (382 amino acids)
Biological process (GO): regulation of transcription by RNA polymerase II
Cellular component (GO): nucleus
Molecular function (GO): RNA polymerase II transcription regulatory region sequence-specific DNA binding; DNA-binding transcription factor activity, RNA polymerase II-specific
Source: RefSeq, a predicted model, not a curated record
CCUUGGCCGCCGCCGCCGCCGCCCGGGACAAGGCAGUAGGCAGACCCAGGCGGCGGCGGUGGCGGCGGCGGCGGCGGAGUCGCUCCGGCCGCCAGCACCUUAGCCUGGGUACCGCUCGCCGCCGCCGCCCACGUGCGCAGUGGUCCAGCAGAGCGCAUCUUCCUGCUUGGGGCAUUUUUUUGCUUUCUGUCUCUCAUCUUUCUUUCCUUUUACUUUUUGCUUAUGGGAAAAAGUUGAGUCGAAAGUGUCCAACAAUUGCCACGUUCCCGUUAUCCUCCUUUCCCGCCCCACUUUUUUUUUUAAAGCAGUGCCAACGGAUUUUUUGUUGUUGUUGUUGUUGUUGUUGUUAAGAGUCUGUUUUGUUUUAUGAUCAAUAGUUUCCCUUCUUGGUCCCGGCGGUUGCUGAUCCGCGGAGUGGCGUGGACCUCAUGUAGAAAUGACAGCAAUGGAAGGGGCCAGCGGGUCGAGUUUUGGAAUAGACACGAUUUUGUCCGGUGCCGGUUCCGGCAGCCCCGGCAUGAUGAACGGAGAUUUCCGCCCUCUCGGUGAAGCUAGGACCACGGAUUUUAGGAGCCAGGCCACCCCGUCACCCUGUUCGGAGAUUGAUACCGUGGGAACGGCGCCCUCUUCUCCGAUCUCGGUCACCUUGGAGCCCCCGGAGCCGCAUCUUGUGACAGACGGGCCCCAGCAUCACCAUCACCUCCACCAUGGCCAACAGCCGCCGCCAGCCGCGGGCCCCGCGCAAAGUUUGCAGCCUUCGCCCCAACAGCAACCGCCUCCGCCGCCACCGUCGGCAGCCCAACAGCUGGGCUCAGCCGCCUCGGCCCCCAGGACUUCCACCUCUUCAUUUCUAAUUAAGGACAUCUUGGGGGACAGCAAACCUCUGGCGGCUUGUGCGCCCUACAGCACCAGCGUCUCUCCUCAUCACACGCCGAAGCAGGAGAGCAACGCGGCGCACGAGAGCUUCAGGCCAAAGCUGGAGCAGGAGGACAGCAAAACGAAGCUGGACAAGAGGGAGGACUCCCAGAGCGAUAUCAAAUGCCACGGAACAAAGGAAGAAGGAGACCGGGAGAUUACAAGUAGCCGAGAGAGUCCCCCUGUGAGAGCCAAGAAACCUCGAAAAGCCAGGACAGCUUUCUCGGACCACCAGCUCAAUCAGCUGGAGCGGAGCUUCGAGAGGCAGAAGUACCUGAGUGUCCAGGACCGCAUGGACUUGGCAGCGGCACUCAACCUCACUGAUACUCAAGUCAAGACUUGGUACCAGAACCGCAGAACCAAGUGGAAGCGACAGACCGCAGUGGGCCUGGAGCUGCUGGCCGAGGCCGGGAACUACUCCGCUCUGCAGAGGAUGUUCCCGUCGCCUUAUUUCUACCACCCAAGCCUGCUGGGCAGCAUGGACAGCACCACGGCGGCGGCGGCGGCCGCGGCCAUGUACAGCAGCAUGUACCGGACUCCUCCGGCACCCCACCCGCAGCUGCAGCGGCCGCUGGUGCCCCGCGUCCUCAUCCACGGCCUGGGGCCUGGGGGACAGCCGGCCCUCAACCCUUUGUCCAACCCCAUCCCAGGCACCCCGCAUCCCCGGUGAGGAAGGAGGGACCGUGCCGAAGCCCUCCAGUUCCCAUUCCGCCCCGGACAGCUGCCCCGCCUCUCCCCGCACCAGGCCAACAGGAAUAGAAGCUGAGGAGUCAAAGGGGAGCUCAACGGUGGGCUGGGGUCCCCAAGGACCAGCCAGCUCUCGGCUCUCCAUCUGCCCCCUCAGAGGCAGGGAUGCAAAGCUCCUAACAGUGUGACUGGCCCCACUGAAAGCCUACCAGUAAGUGAAAAACAUCCACAAAAGCAAACCCUCGACUUCUUUUUUUAACAGAAUGACUUUAGGG